This is a messenger RNA of Mizuhopecten yessoensis (Yesso scallop), 2223 nucleotides long. Its product is annotated as glutenin, high molecular weight subunit PW212-like. NCBI's taxonomy places the organism in Eukaryota, Metazoa, Mollusca, Bivalvia, Pectinida, Pectinidae. The record is from RefSeq and is a predicted model, not a curated record. The transcript has 7 exons. Bases 1 to 2223 code for a protein of 740 amino acids.
AUGCUGAUUCUCAAGAGUAUAAGUGAUCUUGUGGACAAUCUUUACCAAGAAUCUGUGUCACUGUUAGCAAAAGACAACAGUACCCUAACACUUCCCCUGGGAUCUGUGUCACUGUUAGCCAAAGACAACAGUACCCUAACACUUCCCCCGGAAUCUGUGUCACUGUUAGCCAAAUACAACAGUACCCUAACACUUCCCCUGGACUCUAUGUCACUGUUAGCCAAAGACAAUAGUGCCCCUGACACUUCCCCUGGAAUCUGUGUCACUGUUAGUCAAAGACAACAGUCCCCAAACACUUCCCCUGGAAUCUGUGUCACUGUAGCCAAAGACAACAGUACCCAAACACUUCCCCUGGAAUCUGUGUCACUGUUAGUCAAAGACAACAGUACCCAAACACUCCCCCUGGAAUCUGUGUCACUGUUAGCCAAAGACAACAGUCCCCUAACACUUCCCCUGGACUCUGUGUCACUGUUAGCCAAAGACAAUAGUGCCCCUUACACUUCCCCUGGAAUCUGUGUCACUACCUGUGAGCUAGUGAGUGAGAGAGACCCUGGUGCUCCCCAGUCUAACACCUCAGGGAGUGGAGAGGGGACCCUGGUGCUCCCCAGUCUACCACCUCAGGGAGUGGAGGAGAGGACUAUUGUGCUCCCCCAGUCUAACACCUCGGGGAGUGGAGAACAGGACCCUGAUGCUCCCCGGUCUAACACCUCAGGGAGUGGAGGAGAGUACAAUGGUGUCCCCAGUCUAACACAUCAGGGAGUGGAGGAGAGGAGUGGAGGAGAGGACCCUGGUGCUCCCCAGUCUAACACCUCAGGGAGUGGAGGACAGGACCCUUGUGCUCCCCAGUCUACCACCUCAGGGAGUGGAGGAGAGGACCCUGGUGCUCCCCAGUCUAUCACCUCAGGGAGUGGAAGAGAGUACAAUGGUGUCCCCUACCUAACACCUCAGGGAGUGGAGGACAGGACCCUUGUGCUCCCCAGUCUACCACCUCAGGGAGUGGAGGAGAGGACCCUGGUGCUCCCCAGUCUAACACCUCAGGGAGGGGAGGACAGGACUAUGUCUAACACCUCAGGGAGUGGAGGAGAGGACUAUGGUGUCCCCAGUCUACCACCUCAGGGAGUGGAGGAGAGGACCCUGGUGCCCCCCAGUCUAACACCUCAGGAGUGGAGGAGAGGAUCCUGGUGUCCCCUACCAAACACCUCAGGGAGUGGAGGAGAGGACCCUGGUGCCCCCCAGUCUAACACCUCAGGGGGGGGAGGAGAGGACUAUGGUGACCCCAGUCUAACCCCUCAGGGAGUGCCGGAGAGGAUCCUGGUGUCCCCUACCAAACACUUCAGGGAGUGGAGUAGAGGACCCUGGUGUCCCCUACCAAACACUUCAGGGGGUGGAGGAGGGGACCCCGGUGUCCCCUACCAAACACUUCAGGGGGUGGAGGAGGGGACCCCGGUGUCCCCUACCAAACCCCUCAUGGAGUGGAGGAGAGGACUAUGGUGCCCCCAGUCUAACACCUCAGGGGGUGGAGGAGAGGACCCUGGUGUCCCCUACCAAACACUUCAGGGAGUGGAGGAGAGGACCCCGGUGUCCCCUACCAAACACCUCAUGGAGUGGAGGAGAGGACCCUGGUGUCCCCUACCAAACACCUCAGGGAGUGGAGGAGAGGACCCUGGUGCUCCCCAGUCUAACACCUCAGGGAGUGGAGGAGAGGAGCCUGGUGUCCCCUACCAAACACCUCAUGGAGUGGAGGAGAGGACUAUGGUGUCCCCUACCAAACACCUCAGGGAGUGGAGGAGAGGACCCUGGUGUCCCCUACCAAACACUUCAGGGAGAGGAGGAGAGGACCCGGGUGUCCCCUACCAAACACCUCAGGGAGGCGAAGAGAGGGGGAGUGGAGGAGAGGACCCUGGGGCUUCCCAGUCUAACACCUCAGGGAGUAGAGGAGAGAACUAUGGUGUCCCAAGUCUAACACCUCAGGGAGUUGAGGACAGGAUCCUGGUGCUCCCCAGUCUAACACCUCAGGGGGUGGAGGAGAGGAGCCUGGUGUCCCCUACCAAACUCCUCAUGGAGUGGAGGAGAGGACUAUGGUGUCCCCUACCAAACCCCUCAGGGAGUGGAGUAGAGGACCCUGGUGUCCCCUACCAAACCCCUCAUGGAGUGGAGGAGAGGACCCUGGUGUCCCCUACCAAACACCUCAGGGAGUCGAAGAGAGGGUUAUUUUGCCCCUGA